Molecule: messenger RNA, 1308 nt
Organism: Penicillium arizonense
Lineage: Eukaryota; Fungi; Ascomycota; Eurotiomycetes; Eurotiales; Aspergillaceae
Product: protein kinase PKP2
Exons: 4
Coding region: 1-1308 (435 amino acids)
Biological process (GO): protein phosphorylation; regulation of glucose metabolic process
Cellular component (GO): mitochondrion
Molecular function (GO): pyruvate dehydrogenase (acetyl-transferring) kinase activity
Source: RefSeq, a predicted model, not a curated record
AUGCGGUCGAGUUACUCAGCUCGGAGCUGGAAUGUACUCCAGUCUCUACCAAUACGAUGCUACUCAGGAGCCCACAGCCCGCCACCCUGGCGGCCAGUUUCUGCUGUCGAUGAGUGGGCUGAGCGAGCUAUUCGCCCUAUCAGUCUGCGACAGUUGACCUUUUUUGGUCGUACCUUGACCGAACCGCGCCUCAUUAGCUCGGCGAACUACGUGCGGACGGAGCUACCAACUCGCCUUGCGCAUCGCCUGCGAGAUAUCCAACAGCUGCCCUAUGUGGUGGUUGCCAACCCGCAUCUCACCCUCGUGUAUGAAUUGUACUACAAAGCGUUUGAGACGGUUCGGGUAGUGCCUGAAAUUCGCAGCCUCGAAGAUAAUGAUCGUUUCUGUGAUAUCCUUCGGGGAAUGCUCAAGGAGCAUUUGGUCGCGAUUCCCAACCUAGCUAUGGGCGUAUUGGAGUGCCGCAAUCUCGCCCCCGCAGAUGAGAUGGAUAGGUUGAUGAACACGCUUCUGCGAGCGAGAAUCUCCCGUCGAGUCAUCGCUGAGCAGCACCUAGCUCUGACCGAGACGUUCAACUCACCAUGGCAUUUCCCUGAUUCACACGAUCGAACCGAUAUGAACGCCGAUUUCGUGGGAGAAGUGUUCCUCAAGUGCAAAGCGAAGGAGGUGGUCGAACGAUGUGGAAGGGUUGCACAAGAGCUGAUGCGCAAGAGCACGGAGUCGACUCAGAUACCUGCCAUCACCGUCCAAGGCCAUGUGGACGCCACUUUCCCGUACAUCCUCAGUCAUCUGGAAUAUAUCAUCGGAGAGCUUCUCCGCAACUCCGUGCAAGCAGUCAUGGAGAAAUAUCAGCAUUCAUCACAACCCCCGCCUCCCAUCGAAGUGCUCGUGUGCGAGACUCCGCAGCAUGUAAUAAUGCGCAUCUCAGACCAGGGAGGCGGAAUCCCACGAGAGAUCCUCCCAUAUCUUUGGUCGUUCAGCAAGGGGCCUCGCACCCAGUCCCGGCUGGAAAACCUCGGCCAAGUCCCUGCAAUGGCGGCUACAAUGCAGGAGCUGCAGGUGUCACACGAGCGCAAACAGGCCGACCGGGAAUCAUACCACGAAGGAUCCCUGGACACCCUGACGUCACGGCCGCCCAAUCUCCGUCUGGGCAUGGGUUUGCCUAUGAGUCGGGUGUAUGCUGAGUACUGGGCGGGCAGUCUAGAGCUGCAUAGUCUGGAGGGGUACGGUGUGGAUGCCUUCCUGCAGAUCUCAAAGCUUGGCAACAAGAACGAGCAAGUUACCACUCGAGCGGCAAUUGAUGCGGUAUGA